AUGGUAACCGAGGAAACAUCCAGAGAUUCAACUACCUUCACGAGCAAAUGUAACGACCUUGAGGCAUUUUCGUUAAAUUACCUACGAAGUCAAAAUAUUUUACAGAUCUCUGAUAAUGAGCAUAUACCAAAACUCUCUCCGUGUAAUCUCUGUAAUAAAUCUAUAUUUAGCUUCCGAUUCGAAGGUACGACAAAAUAUUCAACAUGUCCUACUUGUAAAACUGAUAUUGAGAUUUUAAAGAAAUCGCACUUGCUUCUGUCUAACGUAACCAUAGAGGAUGAUGAAGGUGAAUUGGAGAUUAUACGAAAUAUAGAGUUGAUAGAAGAGGACUCCGUUCCAGCUGAGCAAGUCAGUAAGAAGGAUCAAAUAAUAAUCCCUAUUGCAGAUAAUUCUAUCUCCAUGCAAGAUCAGGCUACAAAUUCCAUUAUAAAUAAAGAUAACAAUGUUUUGCAAGAGAAUUUCAAAAAUCAAACUAAUGAAAAUAAUGAGAGUAAUACCAAUGUAUAUGUUACACAAGAUUCUAUAAAGCAGUUAAAACUCUCCAAUUCUAAGGAUCAGAUCAAUGAUAUGACAAAAACCCGUUCAUCGAGACAAUCAUCUCCAAAAAUUGACUGUGAUCAAGAUAAAUUGGAAGGUUUAUUACAAGAGCUGUUCACAUCAAUCAAAGGAGAGACUAACAAAAAUGAGAAUGAUGAGGGUUCUGAGACUUCAAUAUCGCAGAGUUUAGCCUGA
Molecule: messenger RNA, 732 nt
Organism: Ambispora gerdemannii
Lineage: Eukaryota; Fungi; Glomeromycota; Glomeromycetes; Archaeosporales; Ambisporaceae
Source: the annotation of a GenBank genome assembly